CACAUCCUGUCGUCAUGUCUUAAGCGAAUAAAAAGUCAGAAAUAACAUUUUUGUUCCUGCAGCAGUUGGUGAAAAAUGAGCGAGGAUGAAACUGUACCAUAUUCCACUGGAUUUGUAGUCCGGCGCUCGGCGAACUCCCAUUGAGUGUCACUUUCCCGCCCGCCGAGAUGAACUACAACUCCCAUGAAACCACCGCAGCGCUUCUGUUAAUAUCAAUAUGGCUUCUGUCAGUCAGACAAAGGCGAAUCAGUUUUUGCCUUGAAAUGAAAUCAAAUUAGGGAAAGGUAGCGGGAGAGUCGGACAUCGUCCUAUUUUGCUGGUACAUGUCUGGCGACGGGGAUUAAAAGGGACGGAAACACUGUCAGUUGAGUUGAAUAAAUGCUGUGGUGCACGGAGGCCCCGCACGCGCACAAUCAGAAUCAGAAUGUCCCAUUAUACAGAUGAGCCUCGUUUUACCAUUGAGCAGAUCGACUUGCUGCAGCGGCUACGUCGAAGCGGCAUGACAAAGCAAGAGAUCUUGCACGCCCUGGACACCCUCGACCGGCUGGACCGCGAGCACGUGGAGAAGUUCGGCCACCGGCACGCCCAUGGCGGAAACGGGGCGGCCGGCGUCAACCACGGCAACAGCAGCAACGCCACCACCUCUUCCAACUCCUGCACUACCUCCACUAACAACCUCGCAGCCUCUUCUUCGACGACCUCUACGGCCACGCAGACCGGUUACCGUGGCAACGGCCUCUCACCAUCUCCUAGCAACAGCUAUGACACCUCCCCGCCCCCAAUGGUCCCCACACCCAUGCCAGUAGUAGCACCUAUGGUCCAAAACGGACGGGAAGGCCUCGCCUCUAUGCCCAACGGGAAGCUCUCCCCGCCCCGCUUCGCUGUUAGCAAUGCUUCCUCGAGGGCCUUUGCGAUCGAGAACCCCGAUGAGGAAGUGGACAUCGAUGACAAAGUUGAGGAGCUCAUGAGAAUGGACAGUGCUAUAAUUAAAGAAGAGAUUAAAGCAUUCUUGGGGAAUCGGCGAAUAUCACAGGCAGUAGUUGCCCAAGUUACAGGUAUCAGUCAGAGCCGGAUCUCUCAUUGGCUGCUCCAGCAGGGCUCAGAUCUCAGCGAGCAGAAGAAAAGAGCCUUCUACCGCUGGUACCAACUAGAGAAAACUACACCUGGUGCAACACUAGCGAUGCGGCCCACCCCGAUGGCCCUGGAGGACAUUGUGGAGUGGCGUCAAACACCCCCUCCCAUUAGCAGCACCCAGGGCAGCUUUCGUCUGCGGCGUGGAAGCCGCUUCACCUGGAGGAAAGAGUGUCUGGCGGUGAUGGAAAGUUAUUUCAAUGACAACCAGUACCCCGACGAAGCUAAACGUGAGGAAAUUGCCAACGCCUGCAAUGCAGUUAUUCAAAAACCAGGGAAGAAGCUUUCAGAUCUUGAGAGGGUCACGUCUCUGAAAGUUUACAACUGGUUUGCCAACAGACGGAAGGAAAUUAAGAGAAGAGCCAACAUAGAAGCAGCAAUCCUGGAGAGUCAUGGGAUUGAUGUCCAAAGCCCGGGAGGUCAUUCCAACAGCGAUGAGAUUGAUGGAAAUGACUACGGUGAGCCAGUAGCUGCUGACCAAGUUUUGGGAAUGGUUUUCGGGGCAAAAGCAGAGGGCUUCAGACCAAUCUCUGGUUCUCUACUCCCUUAUAGGACGACAACGCCGGCCCAAACGAACACCAGGACCCUAUAGCUUUGGCAGUGGAGAUGGCCGCUGUCAAUCACAGCAUCCUGGCACUAGCGAGGCAGGGCGGAGCCACCAGUGACAUCAAGACAGAGGUGCUGGAUGACGAGUGAGAAUCUUCCCUUCGACGUGGAGCACGGAGGGAAGCCGAAGGAGAAAUGUGGGGUUACGAAAAUAAAGCCAGACAGUUGAACUGUGAUUGAGGAAUAUGGCCAGGUCGUGGAUGACCAAAGUGAAUGCGGAGGUUAUAAAGACUGUUAACCCAACGUUCCUUCCUUCCACCUCCCUUCUACAUGUGACGCCUCAGUAGUCUUUUCGUUAAUAUCGUUCUCAUACACGCAGCAGGUCGGGGAGGCGCUGCGUUUAAACUGUUGAUGAAACACGUUCACUAAAAACUUCAUGCGACAUAUCACCCUGCCAUAUCACACUUGGAUAGUGAAUUUCGUCUCUCAGUUUUUCCUUCUUUCAGGAAGUCUUCUUUGCAGGAUUUAAGAGGUCAGUAUCAUACUAAAUGUUCACUGCCUCAGCCUCUCCAGGGAAAGUGUGUUGGGAAGCAUAUUCUCUCUCACUUCUUAACUUAUUUCUUUAUGUAUGUGCAGUCCAGCAUUGCUGAAGUUGCGUUUGAACUUGUACACUUGUCACCAGGGUCCAAAAUUAACACUCGCCUACCACCAAAUGCAUACCAGCGGCUUUUUCAAGUUAAUAAAACAAAGUUACUGGGUAGUUGUUAAGAAAUGCAACAUAGUUUAUGUGUAAAACCACAUUUUUCCAAAAUUGACUAGUUUAUUAAUCAGUCCUGUAUAAUUAGGUAGAUUUUAAACACGCUGUUUUGGCCGUUUGCAUAAAAUGCGAAAUUCAAAAACAGCUCUAGAUGAAGCGCAUUGGAAUUGUAUAGAACACAAGGGGUCUUAAGACGUGGUUUUAAAAAUGUUUUAAAAGUUUUUACGUUUAAAUAACUUUAAAAAAGUUAUUUUACCUUCAUAUGUCAUCUUAAAAAUGGUUAAAAUGCUCAAAAAACAAACAAACAGUGCGAUACACGGUGCAAAUCUUUCUGAAUAUGUAUAUUGCUGUGGUGAUGGUCUUUAAACAAGAUGAAUUUAAAGACGCAACUUUUCUGGAAAAGGUUUCAUCAUGCAAAAUGUCUUACGAGCCAAGGUGUAGAAUGCUAACUGUAGCAUCACCGCUAAAAUAUCUAAACUAAAAGCAAAAAUAAAUAAAUAAAUAAAUAAAGUAAAAAAUCAGUUGUUGGACGAUUGGUCGUAACUAGGGCUGCACGAUUUAUCACGAUUAAACCGCAUGCGAUUUGGCAAAGGCUGCGAUUAUUUUAUGCGCAGCUUGUCAGAGCUGUACGGCUCUGUGAUCAGUAUUAAAUGCUGCUUCAUCUGAAAGCCAGAGGGCGCUCUCACACAGAAACACUAAAUAUGCCCUGCCGCAGAAGAAGAUAACAUGCGUCAUAUCACUGUAGCUGAAUAAACAGAAGAUUGAAACGCUUUGAUUGAUUAAACAUGACUAAUAAACACACGACUGCCUUAUUCUGUGUAAGAAGCCACAUCAUCUCACAGAAGGACGCUCAACUGUCGUUA
Molecule: messenger RNA, 3297 nt
Organism: Megalobrama amblycephala (Wuchang bream)
Lineage: Eukaryota; Metazoa; Chordata; Actinopteri; Cypriniformes; Xenocyprididae
Gene: hmbox1a
Product: homeobox containing 1a
Exons: 9
Coding region: 425-1723 (432 amino acids)
Biological process (GO): positive regulation of DNA-templated transcription
Cellular component (GO): nucleus
Molecular function (GO): double-stranded telomeric DNA binding
Source: RefSeq, a predicted model, not a curated record